GUUGAUUUUUCUGUAGAGUUUGUGAACUAGGACUGCACAGGACUGUACGGGCAGGUACUGAUUCUUCUCCAAGAAGGGUUAUCAGGGGAGGAGGGGCAUACAGAGGCAGGGCACAAAUGGGCACGCAAAUAGUUUAAGGUACAUCUGCCAUGUAUAAAGUUAGAUUCUACUCACACCCUAAAAAAAUACAUAUCCUGCUAUGAAUAAUAGGGAAAGUCACUAUUCAAAUGAGAACUUGAAAUUCCUAUUGUUUACAACAUGGCCUUUUCUCUUUUGUUUGUCAAGAAAGGGUUAAAUCUGGAUACAGAAAUUUCUUGCAUGCUAGGCUCAUAGUUCACCACGUUGUUCCGUGAUUUUUGUGUGAUCUUCUGAGGUUUCUAAUGUACUGUGUGUUGCUAGCAACUUAUGAAGGCAUACUAGCUUUCCCUUGAUUCCUAACAUGCAUGAUUUCUCUUAAUACAAGAAUUAUGUAUAUAUUUUCACAAACUUGUUUGCCUGUCAAAUCUAAGCUUUGUUUUAUCAGUCACUCCACCCAAUUAAUUUGAAUUAUAAUGAUUAAUCACAUAAAUACAUAUUACUGGAAAAUGACUCGCUCAAAAUGGUUACUUGAGGAGUUUGAUGUUUUAGCUUGUUCAACUUGCUUAAAUCUACUUGCAGGUUGAUUUUUCUGCAGAGUUUGUGAACUAGGACUGCACAGGACUGUACGGGCAGGUGAGCUCAACCUCCUCUCUUUUCAUUAUCUCUAUUGUGCAUGUCUAUAUAUAAUAUGUUAGCGCAACAUAAAUCAUGAGCUGUCUAGUGAAUUAGUUGACAAUAAAUCAUGAGCUGUCUAGUGAAUUAGUUUUCUCCUAUCCUAGUGAAAGUCCUAAAAGUGCCCUAUCUCAAAUGCUGGUACCAUUACAUAGUUACUAUAUAAGCUAUAUAUACUGCUAAGCGAAUGACUGGCCAUGUUUGCGGUUUUUUUUUCUUGACAGUUAGGAUCAAUACCAUGAAUGCUUUAGUAGCAUUCAGACAUGAUUCUAUUGCUCAUAGAGGCCAUAUUUGUGUCUCUGAGUUUGCUUAUCAAAUAGGAGUACAUAUUUUGCUAUUGUGAGUUUGCACAUUAAAACACAUUGGAAGGAUAAAUAUCAGACAAAUGAGCAUGAAAGUUGGCCUCCUCAAAUUAUUUCUCUUUAGCUCUCCCUAUUAAAGAUCAAAGUAUCCGGUUCACUAAUUUAAUAUGAUUUUGCAGGUACUGAUUCUUCCCCAAGAAGGGUUACUAGGGGAGGAGGGGCAUACAGAGGCAGGGCACAAAUGGACAUGCAAAUGUAUAGAGGUCACGCCGUCGUGGCUGCACUGGUUCUGCUUACCACCGUCACUGCAGCAAGCCCAACUGGCUACUGGGGUUACCUCUGUGAUGGUGGGAACUACAGUGCGCCCAGCAAGUACCAGCAGAACCUUGAACAGCUCUCCGCCACGCUGCCUGAAGCAGUCGCCUCCUCCCCCACUUUGUUCCACACGCAGGCAGUUGGCUCCAGCCACGAUAGAGCAUAUGCUCUGGCAAGAUGCCGCGGUGACACAGAGGCCGACGACUGCAGGAGAUGCCUUACACAGGCCUUCCAGGACGCCCGGGCUGUUUGCACGUUCAGGAAGGGUAUUUCCAUCUACUACGACACGUGCAGCCUCUGGUUCGCUGAGAAGAAGAUCAAAAUUCAUCUUGGAGAUUCGCAGUCAGUCCUUAGGGCGGAUGGUCCCCCUAUACCUACCCAAUGCAAGGCCUUCCAGAACGAUGCCAGUACACUUAUCGCAGAUGUGGCGAGGAAGGCAUCAGAUUCUUCUCAAAGAUAUGCCACGGGAGAAAAGGGUCGUGAUGAGCGUGCCUGCAACUACACACUAUACACUCUUGCUGACUGUCUACCUGGAAUUUCAGCUGCUCAGUGUCAGGUCUGUUUGGAAGAUCUAACCUCUACACCAGGCCUGAGUGGUGGGCAAAUGGGUGAGCGAAAGGCUACCCUGUUGUGCAGUUACCGUUUGGAGCCUUAUCAGUUCUUCAGGGAUACAAAAGGACACAAGAACAAGACUGUUUGGAUCGUGGUGGGUGUAGCGGGAGGCGCAGUGCUACUGGCAAUCGCCUUGCUACUUUGGUGGUGGCUUCUGGCUAAACGUCCUUCUGCGAUAGAUUCCUUCAACAAAAUCACAGCCAACUGGCAGGGCAAGACGAUAGCCCUCUUCUUGGACUACGACGGAACCCUGGCGCCAAAAGUAGAUAAUCCUGACGAGGCAUACAUGUCCAGCGAGAUGCGCGAAGUUGUUCAAGAACUUGCCUCCUUGUGCGCCACUUCAGUCGUCAGUGGAAGGGCCCGCGAUAAGGCGGAAAGUUUCGUAAUGAUCGAAAACCUGCACUAUGCAGGGAGCCACGGAGCAGAAAUCAAACUCAUUGACGAAACAGAAGCCUACGAACCUGCCCGCAAGUACGUGCCUGUUAUAAAUCAGGCAAGAGAGCGUUUGGAGGAGGCUAUCAAAGAAAUAAAGGGUGCAAGCAUUGAACAUAAGAAAUUCGGGAUUUCCGUGCACUACCGGUGUGUUGAGGAGGAGGAACAGGAACUGGUUAAGAAGCUUGCCAAGCAAACCAUUAAAGGUUUCUCUGAGCUCACAGUAACUAAGGGUGACAAGGUUGUUGAAGUUCGUCCUAAGGCUGAAUUCAACAAGGGGUUUGCAGUCAAGUAUAUACUCGAGCAGCUAGCCCGCAAAAACAACUGGGACAGUUCUCAGGUGGUCGCUAUCUUUAUCGGUGACGAUAAGACAGAUGAAGAUGCAUUCAAGGUGCUUUGGAAACGAGUUGGCGGACUGGGGAUCCUUGUCAACAAGAAACGCAAGUGGACCAAAGCCUCGUAUUCCCUUGAAGACCCGGCUCAGGUAAUGUAUUCAACCUCAAAUGCAUUGCAUUGUGUAGUCUUGUUAGUUGUACCCAGUAAAAUAACUACUAAUAUUUUAACUUUGAUUCAGGUGCAAAAAUUUCUUCAAAUGCUCCUGAGCUGGAAGAAGAAGGCAGAGGCUGAAGUUUGAGCACAGCUUUGAUACAUGUCAUUCGGUUGUUAACUUGUUAUAUAAAACUUCUGAAUAACAAGUACUAGUUUAUGUUCCAAGCAAGUUGGGUAGAGGCUAGAGAUGCAACCCAACAGAAAACCGUGAGAACCUAAACGAGAAGCGAGAAAGCACUAGUAAAUAAAAUAAAGCCCUUUUGUGUGUAAUAAGUACAUAAUUGAGUUGGAUCUGUGUGGAUUCUUUGUUUCUCCACACAUGGCAAGUUACUUAUCCGUCCGAUAUCUAAAGCCCUUUGGCUUUGCCUAUAGGACAGUUGUGCUCUUUUUUGUGUGACAAUUUUUCUGCUCUCCUAAGAUAAGAAGCAAUGCAAUGUGCUAAAUCGCUAAAGAAGUUAUCAAAUAAAUCCUGCAAAUAUUUCUGAAUUUGGUUCAGAAUGCCCUCUCUUUGGGGAAGUUACAAAAAAAAAUACAGUAUGCAGUGCAAUGCAUGUGCCGCGCCAGAGUGAAGGGGACUAAGCGAGAAGGGAGGGAAAAAGGAGGAGAGCGAGCGUCAC
Messenger RNA from Triticum urartu, 3577 nucleotides. The record is from RefSeq and is a predicted model, not a curated record. Lineage: Eukaryota; Viridiplantae; Streptophyta; Magnoliopsida; Poales; Poaceae.